UAUGGGAUUUAACGCCUCGAAUUUAGCUUUUGCCCUCCAAUCCACAAGGGGGCGGCUGUGAUUUCACAUUGUACCUUUUUGACGUGACUCUCGGUUUCACGUCCGUGUUUACAAGCGAAGCGUGACGUUCAAGGACCCGCAGAAAUCCCUCAUUAAUCGCCGCUAAGACCGUUCCGUUUUUCAGGUUAACCAGCCAAAAUGCUGCCCCUCAGAGUUUUCCUUAACGAGAGACUGUCCGCGGUGGCGGAGGAGAUUUUAGGAGCGGUGGAGAAGACAAUAGUGGUGUACCAGGAGGAGAUUUUACGCUCCAAAGAUUUAGAAAUCAGGCAGCUCAGGAUGCAGCUGAAGCUCCUCAAGUCAGAGCCUGAAUCAGACACUUAUCUUGAAUCCGAGCAGCUUCCUUCUCCUUCUCCUCCCCCUCCUUCUGUUUCUCCUUCUGUCCAGCCCCAUCAGUCACCCCUUGCAGUGGCUGCUCCCCAUGAUGAGGAGCAUCAGCGGGGUGAGGAGGAAGAGGAAGAGGAUGAGGUCUGCUGCGUGGAUCAGGAGCUCCCAGAGACCUCGCAGGUCAAAGAGGACCAGCAGCAGCAGGGAAAGGCUACCAAGAGGCACUUCUGGAUGGUGGACGACCCUACAGAGCAUCAGGAGGACCCGGAACCAGAGGCGCAGGUGUUUAUCUCACCCCACACCGGCCUGGCAACGAGUCUGCACGACCAAGCCCUGCAUUUCCAACAGUUUCUAAGCAACGCCAACGGCGGAGGCAGCAGCAGCGGCGAGGAGAGCAGAGACAGGCCCUACAUCUGCUCCGUGUGUGAGAAGCGGUUCACCAACUGCUCCCACCUGGCAGCCCACAUCAGGACCCACACGGGAGAGAGGCCCUACAUGUGUGACAUCUGCAGGAAGACCUUCAUCACCACAAGCGCCUUGAACAGACACCAGACCAUUCACACCGAGGGAAAACGCUAUAUAUGUGCUUACUGUGGCAAGUCCUUUAAAUGGAUGGAGUCUCUUGGCAGACACGUGAGAAGUGUGCACAAGAGGGAUAAUGUACAAGUAUGAAGUCCAUGUUAAUGCCCGGGUGGCAAAUUUAUACUGUAAUUACAUGUCCGCGUAUGAAUUAAUUAGAAACCAUAAGUGUUAGGUUUACUGUAUCUAGUACUGAGUAUGCUUGAAUCCCAUUAAGCCUUGUGUACAUUAAUUAUGAAUAGCGAACUGAUUGUGUAAAACGACCCUUUUUACGUAAUGUACGGUCCAUGUAUCAUUUCAGAAUAAAAAUUUAACCCAC
Molecule: messenger RNA, 1282 nt
Organism: Girardinichthys multiradiatus
Lineage: Eukaryota; Metazoa; Chordata; Actinopteri; Cyprinodontiformes; Goodeidae
Product: zinc finger and SCAN domain-containing protein 12-like
Exons: 2
Coding region: 199-1056 (285 amino acids)
Cellular component (GO): nucleus
Source: RefSeq, a predicted model, not a curated record